Branchiostoma belcheri (Belcher's lancelet) is the source of this 5078-nucleotide messenger RNA. RefSeq names its product solute carrier family 12 member 4-like. Gene Ontology annotation, biological process: chloride transmembrane transport; chloride ion homeostasis; chemical synaptic transmission. Gene Ontology annotation, molecular function: potassium:chloride symporter activity. The transcript is spliced from 30 exons. Bases 113 to 3679 code for a protein of 1188 amino acids. Gene Ontology annotation, cellular component: membrane. NCBI's taxonomy places the organism in Eukaryota, Metazoa, Chordata, Leptocardii, Amphioxiformes, Branchiostomatidae. The record is from RefSeq and is a predicted model, not a curated record.
UCAUUAGUUCGAUAUCUGGUUCGAUUUCGAACGAGGUAAUUUCCCACUUUCGGACGGUUUCUGCUUAUUGUCAUGUAAAGCCGCCUUUCCGUCGUUUGAUCGGGUCAAAAAGAUGUCUGUGCGCUUCGCGGUCAGCUCCGUGAAGGAAGAUGAAGAUGGAAUAACCAACGAGCCGGCGUCGGCGAGCUCGCCGAGCGAGGCCAGCGGCCCUACGCUGUCCCCCACCUCCCCGCCGCCGAGGAUCGAGAUCGUGGAGUACGGAAGGGAACCCCACACGUACAACGACAAAGAUGGUGUAGAAGAGGAGGAUGAGACAGGGGAGACCAUCUCCCCCACAUCUCCUACGUCUCCUCUUACUAACUCACACAAUAAGGACAAGGAACCAGGAGUCGCAGACAGUAAUGAAUUAUUACUCCAACCUACCAAAGGAAAUGGCCCAUCCAAACAUAAUGAAGCCAGUCCCUUCAUAGAUUUAGAGAAAGAUGAUCCGGAGACAAAUCUAGCUUUGUAUGAGGAUGAGAUCCACAGACGACCGGUGGUGUCCACCAUACUACAGGGGCUGGUCAGCUACAACCCUGUCCAACCAGGGGAGAAGGAACAUCAGCAAGGGGAGGGCAAACAAGUUCCACGGAAAAACCAGCUGGGUACGUUGAUAGGAGUGUACCUGCCAUGUCUACAGAACAUCCUGGGAGUGCUGCUGUUUGUUCGUCUGUCCUGGAUCGUGGGCAUGGCAGGAGUACUGGAGGCUUUCAUCAUCGUCUUCAUGUGUUGUUGCACAACCAUGCUGACAGCCAUAUCCAUGAGUGCUAUUGCUACAAAUGGCAUCGUGCCAGCCGGAGGCUCGUACUUCAUGAUAUCCCGAUCACUGGGCCCAGAGUUUGGAGGAGCUGUGGGGAUCCUGUUCUACCUGGGAACAACGUUUGCGUCGGCCAUGUAUAUUCUGGGAGCCAUUGAAAUUCUGCUGACCUACAUAGCACCACAGAUGGUUCUGUUUGGCACCAUCACCGGUCCGGAGGGUCAGGGCAACCUCUUCAACAACAUGCGUGUGUACGGGACGGCCCUGCUGCUCAUCAUGGGAGCCAUCGUGUUUGUAGGGGUCAAGUUUGUCAACAAGUUUGCCACGGUGGCCCUGGCCUGUGUCAUCCUGUCCAUCCUGGCUAUCUUCAUCGGAUUCUUUGUUACUGCUGGCAUUCCCCCCUCACAACCAAAGAUCUGUGUGGUAGGAGAGAUCCUGGUAAACCCUCCCGAUAAGGACUGUAGCUACAUGGGACCCAACAACACCGUUAACGACCUGUGGAAGGUUUACUGCGGGGAGGAGACCAACGCCACCUGUGACCCGUACUACGAGGACAACCACCCGCGGAAGAUUCCCGGGAUUCCUGGCCUCGGACGCAACAACGAGUUUGUUAAAAACGGACUGAACAGCUACAUGUUGGCGGGAGACGCGGCACCUCGCAGAAAAGGCUUCCCGGACAGGUACGAGAUCGUGGCAGACAUCACAACGACAUUCACCGUCCUACUGGGCAUCUUCUUCCCUUCUGUCACAGGAAUCAUGGCAGGUUCCAAUCGGUCAGGUGACUUGAAGGACGCCCAGUACUCCAUUCCCAGAGGCACCAUCGGUGCCAUAGCAACCACCUCCACCAUCUAUCUGACUUCUGUCCUCAUGUAUGGGGGCACAGCAGACGGGCGACUGUUGAGAGACAAAUAUGGUGACAGUAUGGGAAAAGGCAUGUUAGCAGCCCAGGUGUGCUGGCCCAAUGAAUGGGUGGUCCUGAUUGGUUCCUUCCUGUCCACUGUGGGGGCGGGGCUUCAGAGUCUGACCGGUGCUCCCCGUCUGCUGCAGGCCAUCGCAAAGGACAACGUGAUCCCCUUGCUGGGUAUCUUCUCGCGCCAGUCCUCACGAGGAGAGCCCACCUUCGCCUUCUUCCUCACACUCUUCAUCUCCGAGGUGGGCAUCCUCAUCGCCAGUCUGGACGCUGUAGCCCCCAUCAUCACCAUGUUCUUCCUGAUGUGCUACCUGUUUGUCAACGUGGCGUCUGCACUGCAGACAUUGCUCAAGUCCCCCAACUGGCGACCCAGAUUCAAGUUCUAUCACUGGACCCUGUCCAUCCUGGGUGCAGGCCUGUGUGUGGCACUGAUGUUCAUCUCUAGCUGGUACUAUGCGCUGGCUGCCAUGGUCCUGGCUGGGGGGAUCUACAAGUACAUAGAGUACAGAGGGGCUGAGAAGGAAUGGGGAGAUGGUAUCAGAGGUCUGGCCCUGUCUGCUGCUCGUUACAGUCUACUCAGACUGGAGGAGGCACCGCCACAUACUAAGAACUGGAGACCACAGAUCCUGGUUCUGUGCAAACUAGAGGAUGACUUGGUGCCAAAACAUAAGCAGCUGCUCACCUUUGCAAGCCAGCUCAAAGCAGGCAAGGGUCUGACCAUGGUAUCAGCAGUUGUGGAGGGAGAAUAUGUUGACAACUAUGGCACAUGGCAAGCAGCAAAGCAGUCUCUGAAGAGAGUGAUGGAGGAGGAGAAGGUGAAGGGAUUCUGUGAAGUCAUGGUGACUCCCAAUGUUAUACAAGGCUUGUGUCACAUGAUCCAGACUGCAGGUUUGGGUGGUUUGAACCACAACACAGUUGUGCUGGGCUGGCCACACGGGUGGAGACAUGCCACAGAUCCCAAGGCUUGGAGGGUCUUCAUCGAAACUGUGAGGAACGUGUCUGCGGGACAUCAGGCCCUGCUGGUGCCAAAGGGGAUUCAGCUGUUCCCUGACAACAACGAGAAGUACACAGGCACCAUCGACGUCUGGUGGAUUGUCCAUGACGGAGGCAUGCUGAUGUUACUCCCCUUCCUCCUCAAGCAACACAAAGUCUGGAAGAACUGCAGGAUGAGGAUCUUCACUGUCGCUCAGCUGGAAGAUAACAGUAUCCAGAUGAAGAAGGACCUGGAGCACUUCCUGUACCACCUGCGUAUCGAGGCAGACGUACAGGUCGUGGAAAUGAUGACCAGUGACAUCUCAGCCUACACGUAUGAACGUACGCUGAUGAUGGAGCAGCGCAACCAGAUGCUGAAGCAGAUGCACCUCAGCAAGAGGGAGAGCAGAAAAGAGAUCCAAUCCCUGACAGAUAUGCACAGGUCGAAGGCUCCUAGCACUGCCGUCAGUGACAGUACCAUCUCAGAGGUGGACGAGGAGGAGCCUUUUGCCAGCGGGAAGACUGCCAAGGCCAAAGGCGACUAUGGUUCCCUCGAUGAAAAGGUAUCAAAAACGGACCCCUGGAGCCCGGAGGUUCAGAACGUGGUAGACAUCCAUCACAAAGCGCGGGACAGCAAAGCAGAGGAGUCAUCCCCGGACGAUGUACUCCUUGAAGGAGCCUCGCCCACCGAGGAGGAGGCGGCUGAGCCAAAGAAGAAGACGAAGAAGACCUUACCACCCAAGGGUGACUUUGGCAACCUACUGGACAUUAAACCAGAUGAGCGUAACGUCCGGCGGAUGCACACAGCGGUGAAGCUGAAUGAGGUGAUCGUACAGAAGUCCCACGGAGCCAAGCUGGUCCUCAUUAACCUGCCAGGACCGCCCAAGAUGAAGGCUGGCGAUGAGAACUACAUGGAAUUCUUGGAGGUUCUAACAGAGGGACUGGAACGUGUACUGAUGGUACGGGGAGGCGGUCGGGAGGUCAUCACCAUCUACUCAUAAACUACAACAUCCCGACCACCCCUGUUCUAAAAUGGUAGUGGACCACUCCACAACAGAUGACCCACCCAACUUCAGACUAGUCCACUUGAGAAUGGGUUACUUGUUAGAUGAAUACUACAAGUAUGCGUUACGGAAUGUAUUUUAGAGAAUGCUUUAUUAAGAGUUGGAUGUGCAUUGAAUCACAGUUUCUUGUUGUGCCCUUAGAUUUUGCUGUACUUCAAAAAGAUCGGCAGUCAGUAUAGCACAAGGAGGGUUUGGUGUAUGUUAAUAUGAUGUCUGGUUUGUACUUAAAGAGAGUUUGGAGUAGGGGCUAGCUGCUGUACAUGUAUCUGUACCUCACAAGUUGAAGUCACUACUGUCUACAAGUACAAUCAAGCAAUGCAGUUUUACCUCUUACUACCUAUUGUUGGAUGUGGCAUUCUCGUAUUACCCUGCUGUUAGUAAUGCAUUCAGCUUGUAACAAACAUAUGUACAGUGCUCGUUUAAAAUCUUUCAGCUACAUAUACUGUGCAAAUUUUAUUUCAGUGGCAAUCAAUGAAUUGCAUGAAUCCAUGUCCUUUAAUCUCACUUACACAAGGAGAAACCAUUAAAAACCAAGAGACCUACAAGUGAAAGCUAGGAAACAAACUCAUUUUUUAUAUAUAUUCCUCUGACUUGCACUGAAGUGGUCUUGUACUAUUUGUUCCCUGUCAUGUUGGUUUGGACUGAAGUACUGUUACAGUAGCUGCUAUAUAGUGCUGAAAGUAGAAAGCACAAAGUUGUACAUAGGAACAUUUUGUAUAUUUGUUGUUAUUGAUUAGCUGAGAAUAGAGAAAAGUUUAUGGGUGAUCUGCUUGUUUGUGCUCAUUCGUGCCAUAACAGAAGGAUUCCAGUUGCAGUUACUGAGUUGUGGUUACAUUUCGGGACAGGAAAAAAACGGAACAGUAUCGUCACAGGAGGAAUGUACAUGUUUGAAUGUUCAUACAGCAUGAUUUGACAUGACAAAAAAUGAUUGUUUAAUGUCAGAUUCCUUCAUGGGAAAAGCCAAGCAAAAGGCGGCUCUACUUUCUGCUUUUCACACUGACGUCUACACGUAGUUUACAUUGGAUUAUAGAAAUUAGUAUGUAUAGUUCUACAAGCUUCUCAAAACUGUUUGAGAUCUGCCUAUACAUAGUUUAGACAUAGGUCCUAGGACACUUCAAAAUGUUCUUACGUUGGGGGCCUACGAGUUGGUAGAAAUUUUAUUUUUACAUUCACUUAGCACAGGACAAUACUUAGAAGCUCUAUAGGCGUGUAUAUGACGACUGUGAUGUUUUUUACUUGCCUAGUUUUGUGAAGCCUAGUGGGGAAAAUGUUGCAGUUUUAUUACAUGUACACAAAUGUAUUCGGGUAUUUGUGUGUUAGCAUUAUUUGGUCUACU